AUGGAGCCACCUGACGUGGGGCCUGACUGUUAUCAAACAGGACUACAUCCUAUUUGCAGCGCAGAUGAAGUGAGCCGGCGCAUGGGAUCCCUGUGGAGGAAGAUCAGGCAGGCCACAGAGUGCAAAAUGCUGUGGGUCAGCAGCACUCGCUCCAGAGGCCAGCUGGAUGUGGACGCCAUCAGGGACUCAGAGGCUCCCAUUCCCGACAAAGAGAUAAACGACGUCAUGAGGCGUUCGCUGGAAAAGCGAGAAGAGGACAAACCUACUAACGAAUCCUCCCGGCAGCUCAGACUCCAGGACGACACCUCGGAAGAGCCCAGCAGCCAGGAGAGCAGCAUAGCAGUUGUGCUGCCUCAGGAACCGAAAGAGCAAAAACAACAGCUUGAACUCAUCGCUCCCACUGAGGAGCAAGUCGAAAUCAUCAAGGUUUACCUCGAAGCUCGCCCGGAGACGUCAGAGAGCGUCAAGAUGCUGACGGACGAGGUGUCGCAGAUUCAGGAGGUGAGAUAUUGUCUGAAGACCCUAAGAGAGCAGAUAGCUGCCAGACAAAGCAGCAACAACAACAAGUAUCCGGCCAAUGGCAUCACAGUCAACAUACCCAGGAGCCAAAAACGUGUCACCAAUGGCAACGCCGUCCUACCUGAUGCCCAGGUCCGGGACGAUCAGGAGGAGAGCGGGAAGCUCAGGGAGGCGACCAAGCGCCUUUAUGCGCAGCUGAAGGAGAUGGAGAGGCAGCAUCAGGAGGAGAAGGACAGGCUGCAGGCUGAGUCCAGGGAGUCUCGCGCCCGCCUCGCUGAGCAGUCGGAGCGGCUGGAGAGGGCCGAGCGGCUGUCGGAGGAGAGGGGUCAGCGGGUGGAGGAACUGCAGAGGCUGUUGGGGGGCAUGGAGACGGAGACCGGCGUUCUGAAGGAGAAGUUGGCUGCUGGGGAGGAGGAACUGCUGCAUCUCCAGGCAGACAGAGAAGAAGGGAUGGAGGAGCAGCAAAGGUGUGCAGAGCUUGAAAAGGAGGUGGCUGUCCUGAAGGAAAAGAUUCAUCACCUUGACGACAUGUUAAAGAGUCAGCAGAGGAAAGUCCGCCACAUGAUCGAACAGCUGCAGAACUCCCGUACGGUCCUCCAAGAGAGGGAUCGAUUCAUCAGAGAUCUGGAGGAAAAAGUGGCUUUCCUGGAAGCUGAGAACAGGGAAAUGCACGACCAUAUGGAGUACUUCCUGGCAGGUCAGGACCCUCCACCUCCAUCAAAUGAGAAUAAGCCAGAGAUUGUUUACAGCAAACCCCUCACACCAACGACACAGACCAACAAAGCCCUCCCGUUCAUCAAAGUCAUUGAGAUCAAGUCUUGAAUGGAGCAGCAACCAAAGAAAUGACUAGAAGAAAAAUACUGUGUAAAUUCAUAUUUAACCCCUCCCCCCCACUCCAGUGAAUGAAUGCAUCUGUAGUGACAAGAAAUUAAUAUUUUGGACCUCA
This is a messenger RNA of Menidia menidia (Atlantic silverside), 1465 nucleotides long. Lineage: Eukaryota; Metazoa; Chordata; Actinopteri; Atheriniformes; Atherinopsidae. The record is from the annotation of a GenBank genome assembly.